Molecule: messenger RNA, 611 nt
Organism: Laetiporus sulphureus 93-53
Lineage: Eukaryota; Fungi; Basidiomycota; Agaricomycetes; Polyporales; Laetiporaceae
Product: Yos1-like protein
Exons: 3
Coding region: 58-363 (101 amino acids)
Biological process (GO): endoplasmic reticulum to Golgi vesicle-mediated transport
Cellular component (GO): COPII-coated ER to Golgi transport vesicle; Golgi membrane; endoplasmic reticulum membrane
Source: RefSeq, a predicted model, not a curated record
ACGCGCUCGAUCGCGAGGACACGUCUCUGGUACUACAUCUCGUAGACACUGCGACUCAUGGCUUUGACUCUCGGCACGAUUCUCUAUGUCGCUGUUCUCCUCAUCAACGCCAUGGCUGUCCUCAGUGAGGACCGCUUUUUAGCGCGCAUCGGCUGGUCAUCAACACAACCUCAAACAGUAGCUGCAGGAUUUUCCCAGCCAUAUGCCGCCGCAUAUGACCAGCCAGGAUAUCAAAGUGGACAGGAGGUGUCCAUGAAAGCCCGGCUCAUCAAUCUUAUCAGCGCGGUACGGACAUUGAUGCGAAUACCUCUCAUUGGACUGAAUUUGGUCAUCAUUGUAUACGAACUCAUACUGGGUUACUGAAUGUGCAAAUACAUAGCGUUCCCUAUCCGCCAUAUGUUCGUCAAACAAUACCGGUACUACUCAGUCUUCGCCGUCGCUGUUGCUGUCCUCGUUGAGCUUCUGAUACUCCUCAUUGAUUUGUCUGAUGAAGUCGUGGGCCGUAUGACCGUUCUGGGGCACUCCUGAGCACAAAUAGUCAUGGAAUAUCAUGAUGUGCUUCGUACCUCGCAUUCCUUCCAUGUACCGUCGUGAAUGCAGACUUGUUUGCC